CAGCAGUGUAACGGUUACAUAAUAAUUCUUGCAUUUCUGGCCGAGGUUCAUUUUCCGUUUGAGGAAUGCUGCCGCUGACUUGUUGCCAUGUAGGUCUCAGUAACCAACCGCCCAGUGUACUCAGAGUUGCAAAGUCAUGUUGAUGCAUACAUUCCACCACCGCAGCCCCUGGAAGUCUGCCCGCGGCGGCGACGCAGAGCAGCAACAACAGCAACAGCAACAGCAGUAGCAGCAGAGACACUCACAACCCCUCUCGUUUGGCCUUUUAAUGUGAAGAGUGGAACAUCUCCUGCUUUCCUGGCGGGACGGAAAGCUGCAGCCAGCGACCGGGGAAGACUUCCUGCUGCCGGACAAGCCGUGCGGAAACUUCCCGAAGUGAUUUCUGUGUUGUUCUCAUUUGACAUGGCGUGUAACGGCUGCCAUUGACGUGCUGCUUUAGGACAAGCAUCACACAGAGUUAUAAAGAAAUCCCUGCCAGGAUACAUCCGAUUGCCAACCACUUCCCCUUUUUUUUCUGUGGAACACUAAAUUGCGGAGGACUCUGUGAAAUGUCAGAGUGGAUCACUUUCAAAACCUUGAAACUUGUCAAAUCUGGACCAACAGCGAUGUAAUGGUCAUGGCUUGACUUGGGCUUUGUCUGAUCCUUAUUCAAAGGCUGUCAGUCAUGUUGGAGCCUGGAUCUGUGGACGAGGGAGUAUUAUGUGGUUCACCAUCAGUCUGCAAGUUUGUUUACCCGCCAUAUUUGUGCAGAGAAACGUAUGAGCUGAACGUUAUUUAUGUGGCAACUGGCUUUUUCACUGGACUGCUUGCAUUGCCUGCUGGCUGUGGCCGGGAUCACCGAUGGAUAGCACCAUUACGCUGUUCACAUUCCUAAUUUCUUGGGAAAUGUCUACUUACUGAAUAGACUUGUGUGUUUGAAUUUGAGACAAAAUGAAGGAACUAAGGGCAUCUUGUCAUCGGACCCUCUGCAAAGACCAAAAGUAUUUCCUCUGUUGAAAGUCUGACCCCCAAUGGGAUAAGAACUAAAAACUCUGAACUGUGUUAGACUGAACAAGUAGUUACUUACAGAAAAUCUGGACUACCUCUCUCCCAGAAUGAAUUGCCCUUUAAGGAAGAAACGUCCCACACGCGACUCUGAUUUCUCGGCUAUCGUGGUUCCCUCGAUGCACGGGUCCGGGUAUCUUGACUAUUCGGUCGAGACUCAUGCUUCCAGAACCCUGGAGGUUAUGGAGGAAUUCAGACGACAGGAGAUGUUGUGUGACUUGGUGCUACAUGUCACAUACAAGGACAGGACAGUAGACUUCAAGGUGCACAAAGUGGUGCUGGCCUCCUGUAGCCCCUACUUUAGAGCCAUGUUCACCAGCAGUUUCAAAGAGCGCCUCGCCUCGGAGGUAACCCUGCGCGAUGUCUGCCCCCAGGUGGUGGGAAGACUUAUUGACUUUGCCUACACUUCCCACAUCACAGUGGGAGAGAAGUGUGUGUUGCACGUUCUUAUGGCUGCUAUGAGGUACCAGAUGGAUGACGUGGCCAAGGCCUGCUGCGAUUUCCUUAUUAAGCACCUGGAGCCUGCUAAUGUGAUCGGCAUUGCCCGCUUCGCCGAGGCGAUCGGCUGCACAGAGCUGCACCAGCGCAGUCGAGAGUAUGUCAAUACACACUUCAGUGAGGUGACUAAAGAAGAGGAGUUCUUCAGCCUCUCGCACUGCCAGCUGCUGGAGCUCAUCAGUCAGGACAGCCUCAAGGUGCUCUGUGAGUCUGAGGUGUAUAAAGCCUGCACAGACUGGGUCCGCUGGGAUAUGGAGGGUAGAGCCCCAUACCUGCAUGCCCUCCUGAAUGCGGUUCACAUUUAUGCACUGCCUCCUAAGUUCCUAAAGAACCAGCUCCAGUCCUGCCCCAUCCUCAGCAAGGCCAAUUCCUGUAAAGACUUCCUGUCUAAAAUCUUCCAGGAUAUGACUUUAAGGAAGCUGGCUCCUGCACCCAACCGUGGAACUCAACUCAUCUAUGUGGCCGGCGGAUAUCGGCAGCAUUCCCUGGCCUCCAUGGAGGCUUAUGAUCCCAGGGGGAAUGUGUGGCUAAAGCUAGCUGACAUGGGCGCCGCAUGCAGUGGUCUGGGGGCCUGUGCACUGUUUGGAUUGUUCUACACUGUUGGAGGCAGGAACUUGUCGCUUCAGAACAACACAGAAUCCAACGCCCUCUGCUGCUACAACCCAAUGACCAACCAGUGGAGCCAGCGAGCCUCUCUCAACAUCUCCAGGAACAGGGUCGGGGUGGGCGUGGUGGACGGCUGCAUCUAUGCUGUCGGAGGCUCCCAGGGCUCCACGCAUCACAACACGGCAGAGAGGUGGGAUCCAGAGUCUAAUUGUUGGUCCUUAGUUUGCCCAAUGUCGGUGGCUCGUCUGGGUGCUGGAGUGGCGGCGUGUGGGGGGGCUCUGUAUGUGGUUGGGGGAUAUGAUGGGCAGAACCGCUGGAACACUGCUGAGAAAUACCAGCCUGACACCAACACCUGGCACCAGCUGGCACCCAUGAGCACUAUACGAAGUGGACUGGGAUUGGUGUGUGUGAACUCUCACCUCUAUGCAAUAGGGGGGUAUGAUGGACAUAGCCAGCUGUGUUCUGUGGAGCGUUACAAUAUAGCCAGGAACCAAUGGGAGCCCAGGGCCCCCAUGCACUACAGCCGCAGUGCACACGGAGUCACAGUCCACCAGGGCCGCAUCUUUGUCCUCGGAGGCUUCAACCAGCUCGGCUUCCUGUCCAGUGUAGAGUGUUACUGUCCAGCGAGAAAUGAAUGGAUGUGCGUCACCGACAUGCCCGUUGGACGCAGCGGCAUGGGCGUCGCUGUUACCAUGGAGCCCUGUCCUGGCAGCCUGCCAGAACAAGAGGAGGAUGAAGAUGGAGCCACAUGAGGAUGAGGACCAGAUCUGUUGAAGUCUCAAGUCUUGCAUAUGGAUCUAAGAGAUGCUGCUGAGAGGGUUAAGUGCAUUCAAUACAAAAAGAACAUUCCAAUAUGAAUACUUUUCACACAUUCCCGCUCUCACGGAUCCAUUUGCAUUGCCCAUGCAGUACUGCGGGAAUAGUUUGUACGGAAAUGUUGAAGAGGAAGAAUAUUUCUACAUCCACUAGGGGGACUAGUGAUACAGAAAAACAGGUAGCAUGACAGUGAGGUCACAAC
Etheostoma spectabile (orangethroat darter) is the source of this 3166-nucleotide messenger RNA. RefSeq names its product kelch-like ECH-associated protein 1a (gene keap1a). The transcript has 12 exons. The record is from RefSeq and is a predicted model, not a curated record. Bases 1095 to 2900 code for a protein of 601 amino acids. Lineage: Eukaryota; Metazoa; Chordata; Actinopteri; Perciformes; Percidae. Gene Ontology annotation, molecular function: protein binding.